Messenger RNA from Anguilla rostrata (American eel), 10098 nucleotides. Its product is annotated as MAX gene-associated protein-like. Gene Ontology annotation, molecular function: RNA polymerase II cis-regulatory region sequence-specific DNA binding; DNA-binding transcription factor activity, RNA polymerase II-specific; protein dimerization activity. Gene Ontology annotation, cellular component: nucleus. The record is from RefSeq and is a predicted model, not a curated record. The coding region runs from base 210 to 7637 and encodes 2475 amino acids. Gene Ontology annotation, biological process: positive regulation of DNA-templated transcription; cell fate specification; regulation of transcription by RNA polymerase II. The transcript has 27 exons. NCBI's taxonomy places the organism in Eukaryota, Metazoa, Chordata, Actinopteri, Anguilliformes, Anguillidae.
CGUCAUUCUCUAGGAGCACGCAUGUGCUUUCCAUCUGGGUGAGUCUGGUUUAGGUGUUUGGAAGCGGGGGAAGAGAGAGACGAAAGUACGCGCCGACUCCAAAACAACAUUGGACAAUGUUUAUGGCCCUUUCUGGACUGGAAAAGAAUGUUGUUUGAAUAAACAGACAGGUGAAGGUGAGGGCCUUGAAUUGAAGAUCUAGCAGUGUCAUGACCUCUGUGGAGAGUGGCGUUGUAAUGGCGGAUGAGGAGGAGGAAGAGGACGAGGAGGUACCUUCUGGUACACCCAGCCCCUCCACUACAACUCCACCCAGCCUCUUCUUCAUCCUGAAGCCGGGGCAGGUCAGCCACGGUGGGCAGGACCAGGACAUCCUCUUAACCAAUCAGGACCGUAGCUCGGCAGCCCCUGGCACCCCGGCCGUAACGGCGCAGGGCCUUCCUCCCAUGACCCCCAAGGGGUCCACUGUAGAGGCUGCAUCCCUGCAGUCGGACCUUUCUGCCACCAGCACCUGCAAAGGUGUGACGGUCACCCUUCGCAAUAGCCACAUGUGGAAUGAGUUCCAUGGCUGCAGGACGGAGAUGAUCCUGACCAAGCAGGGCCGCCGCAUGUUCCCGUACUGCAGCUUCAGCAUUGCUGGCCUGGAGCCCCUCAAGCGCUACGUCAUGGUCAUGGACAUCGCGCCCAUGGACAACAGCCGCUGGAAAUGGAACGGGCGCGAGUGGGAAGCCUGCGGGAAGGCAGAGCCUCAUGUCCUGGACCGCGUGUUUAUCCACCCGGACUCCCCGUGUCUGGGUCAUUGCCUGACCCAGAGCUCCGUGUCCUUCUAUAAGCUGAAACUGACCAACAACACCCAGGACACGGAGGGCCACAUAAUCCUGCACUCCAUGCACCGCUACCUGCCGCGGCUGCACCUGGUCCCGGCGGAAACGGACGACGGCGGCGGCAUCGAGCUCAGCGGCCCCGACGUCGCGACGUUCACGUUUCCGCAAACCGAGUUCAUCGCUGUCACCACCUACCAAAACCUGCGCAUCACGCAGCUGAAGAUCAACUGCAACCCCUUCGCCAAGGGCUUCCGGGAGGAAGGGCCAUUCUCCCAGCUCUCCAGGCCCAGGGCAGAGUCUUCAGACCCCCUCCUCUCCCUGGAGCUCAACAGCUCCGAUAGCAGCAACACCAAGCUAAGGGACCUACAGAAAACCUUGCAGUUACUGUUUAGGCCUAGCGAGGGCUUGGAUAAGGCUGUGGAGCAGGAGCUCCAGCAAACGGUGUGCACUGGUGCCGAGUUCCUUAAUGGUGUGCAGUCUGUCUUACAAACGGGCAGUGUCAUUAGGGGUGAAAAACGUCCGAACCCAGCGGUACGCUCCGAGCGGAAUAGCAAGCUGAAGGUGAGAAGGGUCGAUCCCAAGAGGAGAAAUGGCGCGUAUGCAGAGAAGGAGACGGAGUCGGCUGUGGACGACGUCUCUCGGGAAGCGCGGCUGAAGAACCAGUCCUGCAUCGCCAGCGAGGCGACGUCGGCCGUGCGGGUGGACCGCGCGAUGGCCGACAGGCCUUCCCUCGAGGGGCCGACCGCGCCUGAGGCGAACGCCGCCGUCGGCUCGGAGUGCGAGGACCCCUGCGGAACGCCCGCUCUCGGCCCCGCCCCUCGGAGGGAAACGGGUUCCACCGCGAAGGCUGAACCAGCGGUCGUCUCAUCCGAGCCUCUGUCCGCGUUCCCCACAUCGUUGUCCCUUUCCCAGAAAUCGUCGCCCGAUUCCCGCGUAUCAUUACACCCAUUCAGCCAAUCACCAGCUGUCCCCGUGCUGACACCUGUUUCCAGGCCAUCGUCAGCAGGCAGUGAUAAAGGUGCGAGUUUGCGCAGCCAGGCAACACCAGGCGGAAAGGUAAACCUGGAGGCAGCCGCUCCUGGAACAACACCACUCACCUCUACUUCCACCUGGAAGAGGAAACAGAGGUCUAAGAGAAAGCGUUCUAGAAAGUGUAAGAAGUACGUGAAGAAAUCGGGCGUGGGUGCACAGAAGGUACCAGAGCCACCUGUUGAGGCGGCCAUGCUGCCUGACCUGGAGGAUGUGGAAGGGAUGCUCUUUGUGUCGUUCGUUUCCAAGGAAGCUCUUGGGGCUCAUCUUCAGGACCUACCACUCUGCAGAGAAGGCCAUGUGCCUCUACAGGAACAAACCACUCCAAAAAAAAUAGAGGUAGUGGAGACCUUGGAGGAGAAGAUCGCUCGGCUCCAGGAUCUCCUCCUGCUGGAUCUGCAGAAACUCAAACACAGACAGGUCGUACACACAGUCCUGCAAGAAGUUGGGCUGAAGUUAAGUUUAUUGGACCCGACUCUAGCAAUUGAUCUGCAGUAUUUGGGAGUGCGUUUACCCCUCCCCUUGCCCCUCUUUAGCCCUGAGGAUGACGAGGUCAAUGCUGGCCUUACGCCUUCACCAGAGGGAGCGCCAUUUCUUUCCAGGACAGGGAAAACUAAAGACUUCACAAAAAUUAAAGGCUGGAGAGAAAAGUUUGUCACUUCAGAAAUAUCCCCCUUAAAGCUUGCUGGGUCCCCAGAUGCACAGCCGGGCGCAGGUGCUGACGCAGGUACUGACGCAGGUGCGGACACAGGGCUGCGGAACCGUUCGGCCUUCUGCAGCGACAUGCUGGACGAGUACCUGGAGAGGGAGGCCCCGCUGAUGGACAAGCAGGCGGCCGGAGUCUCCGCCCCCAGCUCCCCGCCCCUCGUGCUCUACCAGCUCCCCACGAAGAGCAGCAGCUACAUCCGCCCCCUGCACACCGUGCUCAGCAAGCGGGCCCCCAGACCCGCCCCCCUGCCCGGACUGCCUCUGAAGCCCCUCCCAACGUGCCCCCAGGCCAAACCCAAACCCAAACGUACGGUUGGGCCCGCCCCCACCAAAGCGUCUGCCGCCUACAGCGCGAAGGCGGCCGCCAAAUCUCCGGCGGCCGCUAAGAAAGCGCCGGCCCCGCCCCCGAGCCCGCCCGCUCCCAAGCCCCGCCCCCCGGAGGCCGGCGCAAAGCCGGACUACACCGCGGCGAGGCGCGCGCUCGCCAAAGUGAUGCUGAAGCUCAUGGACCUGGAGGACAGGGCAUUGUGGGAAGGCUAUCGCCAGACCACCGUCACCAAUGAGAGGGCAGAGCGGGCUCUGGCUGCUCUGCUGACCGCACAGGGCACUUUAAAGAGGAGCAGAGGGCACGCCAAGUCCCACCCGCGCUGGAGCCCCCCCUGCAGGCGGGCCUUCUGCCGGCUGGGCUGCGUGUGCGCCAGCCUGGCCAAGGGGCGGCGGGUGGUCACGCACUGCCGCAAGCCCGCCUGCAUGUUCGGCUGCUCCUGCCUCAAGCACAAGAUGGUUCUCGUCAGACCCUCCCUGACGAGCCCCCCUGAGCCCGAGCGGGGAGACCUCAUUGGCCAAAAAGCACCAGGAGAGGCAUUUCCAUCAAACUCUGAGCCCGAGCGGGGAGACCUCAUUGGCCAGAAAGCAUCAGGAGAGGCGUUUCCAUCAAACUCUGAGCCUGAGCAGGGUGACGUCAUUGGCCAGAAAACACCAGGAGAGGCGUUUCCCUCAAACUCUGAGCCUGAACAGGGUGACCUCAUUGGCCAGAAAGCACCAGGAGAGGCGUUUCCAUCAAACUCUGAGCCUGAGCCGGGUGACCUCAUUGGCCAGAAAGCAUCAGGAGAGGCGUUUCCAUCAAACUCUGAGCAGAGUGACGUCAUUGGCCAGAAAACACCAGGAGAGGCGUUUCCCUCAAACUCUGAGCCUAAACAGGGCGACCUCAUUGGCCAGAAAGCACCAGGAGAGGCAUUUCCAUCAAACUCUGAGCCUAAACAGGGUGACCUCAUUGGCCAGAAAGCACCAGGAGAGGCGUUUCCAUCAAACUCUGAGCCUGAGCAGGGUGACCUCAUUGGCCAGAAAGCACCAGGAGAGGCGUUUCCAUCAAACUCUGAGCCUAAACAGGGCGACCUCAUUGGCCAGAAAGCACCAGGAGAGGCGUUUCCAUCAAGCUCUGAGCAUAAACAGGGCAACGUCAUUGGCCAGAAAGCACCAGGAGAGGCGUUUCCAUCAAACUUUGAGCCUGAGCAGGGUGGCCUCGUUGCCUUGGAAAUGAUAGAUGACGAUUCCACAUCGUAUUGCAAGAGGAAGAAGAAGAAGAAAAAGAAAAAGAAAAAGAAAAAAAAGAGGAAAAGAGCAAGACUAUCGUACGCCAUAUUGGAGGCGGAGACGGAGGUGGAGUUGGAGGUGGAGCUGCCGGUUCACCUGCACCGGCUGUGGAGCAGGAAGGCGGGGGAGGUGGAUCCGGAGCCCCUGUACGUCCCGACGCCCGUCCGCUUCGAUGCGUCGCUGCCCUCGGCCGACUUCCGCGUCCCCAAGCCCGCCCCUUUCAGGACUUACGUGCCCCGCCCGAACCCUGUGGUGCGCGACGAGGACAAGGACCCGGUGUACCUGUACUUCGAGAGCAUGAUGACGUGCGCCCGAGUGCGCGGCUACAUGAGCAAGCCUCCUCCCGAGCGGCCCCUGUGCUACUGCAAGUCAGUCCUCUGCAGCGGGAAGGAGGACGAUCCGUACCAUUACUCCGUUCACCUGACAGCAGAAAGGAGGCCGCCCAAAGACAAGGCGCGGGCCCCGGAGCCCCGGCAGGCCCCGGAGGAGCCGCGGCGGACGCUGGAGGUCCUGUCGGAGUGCGACUGGGAGUCGGAGCGGGGCCCCGUCCUGGCCGCCGUGUGCCAGCGGGCGGCGCAGGGCGACCUGGCGCGGCCCUUCCGCGUCGGGGCCUUCCUGGUCCGGCCCUUCGGCCCCGCCCUCGGGCGGGAGGGCGACGCCGGCCCCGUCGCCCACAAGGUGCUCAUCAGCCGCGGGAGGGGAGGGGAGAGCCCCCCUUCCGACCGGCGCGAGGCGCCGAGGCGGGACAGGGCGGCGAGGGGCUUCCCCUUCUGGUCCGACGUCCUGCCCGCGGGCCUCCUCAGCGCCAAGAAGAAGCAGCCCGGCCUCCCCGCCAAAGGGCUCAUCGAGGUCAACGGGAAGUCUUACUCCCAGGCCAAGGUGCAGCUGGGCCAAAUGGGCGCGCUGCACAUGACCAGCCGCCUGGCAGCUUACCUCACCGGCCGAUGGCAGCCGGCGAAUCAGAAGAGGCCCGUCAGGGCUCCGCCCGUCUCCAAAUUGACCGGACGCGGCGGCCACGAGAGCCCCGCCUCGCCGCCCGCUUGUCCCGCCGGCACCGCGACCCUUGGGUCCGCGAUGGCGGCCCUCGGCACCAGCGGGCCUGGUUUCCAUCCCCUGGCAUCUCCUGUUGCUCCCAUGCUCCUCGUCCCCGUCGAGGACCCCGACUGUGACUCCGCAGCCCCGGCCGGCGCUGGCUCGCCGAUGCCCCUGGUCCCCGGGGAGGGCGUGGUGUUGCACCCGGUCCACGGCCCCUCCGGGACGCCUCUGUUCCGCCACCCCAGCGGGCGGCUGGUCCACCUGGUGCCCCUCGACCAGCUGCACCCCGCUCCGCCCGACCCGCCCGCCUCCAGCCCAGAUGCUGUGGCUCAUCUACCUCAAGCCUCCCCGCCAGCGUGCGAAUCUGCCUCUGCAGACACAGGGGCCCCCAGCCCCAGCCCGACCACGCCGGCGCCCCCUCCCUGUCCCGCGGAGACCGCGGCCUCCGCCGCCGCCGUCCCCGCCGCUCCUAAGCCGGCUCCCAGCUUCCUGGGACAGCGCGGGACCCAGACCAUCCGAAUCUGCCCCGGCGUGUCCGUCGGGGCUCGCUCCAAAGGCCCGACGGCUCCCGCCGGCUUCACCCCGCUGCACGUCCCGCGGGGGACCCCCCCUCGGGCGCCCCGAACGGAAGCCGAGCCCCCCGGGACGGGCCCGCGCUCCCCGGAGAGCGGGACCCCGGAGGGCCCUGGCUCUGAACCCCGGCCCCCCGCCGAGACGGACAGCGGGGGUCCCGGGCCUUCGGCCUCCAACGGGGAACGCAGGUCACGCGGGGCCACGCCCGGGCCUGAUGAAACCCACCAAUUGCGCGCGAGCGUGCCCGUGCGCCGCCUGACUGCGACGGCGCUCGUUGACUCCGCUCCAACAGCAGGCUCGGCCCAGGGCGGCAGCUGGGUGUCGGAGAGGAGGGUGCUGGUGGAGGAUGCGUCGGAGGACUCUGACGAGGAUGUAGCGGGCAUGAUGAGUGAUGCGGAAUUGGAAGCAGAGCAGGAGGCUGAUGAUGAUGUGGAUGUUGAGACGAUGGAGGAGCUGCCUGAGGAAGAGUCCACUGCAGCUGCUCAGGAAAAGCUGACCCAAGCAGAACUCAUUCACCAAGCAGACAGCCAAUCAGAACUGGACACAAACCUGCAAAUGCAGCAGCUGGAGGCGAACGGCGAGCGGGUGAGCCGCACCGAGAGCGAACGCCGCCGGCGCAAUCAGAUGACGGACCUGUUCACCCGCCUGCAGGACGUUCUGGGGAUAGAGUCCAUGUCCAAGAUCUCCAGGGUCUACGUCCUCAGCCGGGCGCUGGAGGAGAUCCAGACUUUGGCGGAUGAGUGCAAUCGCCUGGAGGCGAAAAAGAGAAGGAUGACACGGCAGAGAGAGGGUUACAUCAAGGAGAUUGCCCAGAGCGCUGGCGCCGCGAGUCACCUUCCUCAACCCCUCCCACCAGCGUGUGAAUCUGCCUCCGCGGACGCGCGGGCCGACAGCCCCUCCCCGACCGCGCCCCCGCCCCCUCCCUGCCCCGCGGAGACCGCGGCCUCUGCUCGCACCCCGGAGCGCGCGCCGCGGAAGUGCGCCGCCGCCAGCAGCUCUGAAACGGCGGGCGGGGCCCAGAGCGGCAGCCGGGCGUCGGAGAGGAGGGCGCUGUUGGAGGCAGCUGAUGUGUCGGAGGACUCUGAGGAGGACGGUGCGGGCGAGACGAGCGACGCGGAAUCGGACGUGCAGCAGGAGACCGAUGCAGUGAAUGUUGAGACGCUGGAGGAGCUGCCUGAGAAGUCCACGACGCUGUCCAUGACUGCAGGAGCUGCUCAGAAAAAGCAGACUGAAACAGAACUCAUUCGCCAAACAGACAGCCAAUCAGAACUGGACACAAACCUCGCUGCGCGGCUGAGUCACACCGAGAGCGAACGCCGGCGCCGCAAUCAGAUGACGGACCUGCUGACCCGCCUGCAGGACGUUCUGGGGAUAGAGUCCGUGUCCAAGAUCUCCAUGGUCUACGUCCUCAGCCGGGCGCUGGAGGAGAUCCAGGCAUUGGAGGAUCAGUGUUGCAUUCUGGAAGAGAGGAAGAGGAGCAUGACCCGGAAGAGAGCGGGCUACAUCAAGAAGAUCGCCCAGAGAUCUGGGAAGCCCGAGGAGCUGAUUAGUCUGAAGCUGCAGGACAUUUGCGCCAAGCAGAGGAGCCUGGAGUCCAAGAAGAGGAAGGCCCAGCAAAGGGCCCCGGAGCCUGACAGGAAGCAGAGCCCCCCCACCCCAGCGUCAGAAACUGACACCUUCUUCCUGCCCAAGAUCGUAAGUGUCAGAUCGUUGGCGACAUCCCCGCUACUAACCACACCAGCAAGGGAGCAGGAUCUGCAAGCUGUUUUUGAAUCAGCCCAAACUGCAGUCUCCCCAGAGGGGUCUCAGAGUGGAGACUUACUGGGCGACCACCCCCCCACGCCAAGCUCCCUGCAGAAGGAAGGAGCCUGCAGUUAGCGAGAGGAGGAGGAGGAGGAGGAGGAGACUGAACAGUGACGCUGUUCUUGUAAACAAAUGGCUGAAGCACACGGUCUUCAGGCUGCCAUCGGACCCACAGUAGCAGGACUCGCUGGAGCCUGUAUGGCCAGAGCACAGUGCUCUGUGGGCGGGGCAUUGUGUACAAUGGAGGGCAGUGUAGUAUGUGACUCCACUCUCAACUCUUCACGCUGCCCUGUCUGGUGUUAUUCAUACAUGUCCGUCUCUCUACAUAAGCGUGUACAAACGAAUGUUGCGAGAAAAAUUGGCAUUUUCAUAUGCCUUUUUAUGUAUGCAAUAUUGCCUGAAGUGCUGUCCUCUGUGCCUGUUUUUGGCUAGAGGACCAAGUGCUCUGCUCACUCGGUUUCUCUCUAAACUGACUCCCGAGAGUCGCGUCAUUGUUGAGUUCUUUUCAUUUUUUGAAGCACAAACGUGACGGCAUAGCAUUCUAGAAUAAAUACAGGUUUAUACUGUUUCCCAGUUCACUUUCCUACAGAUGUGGCCUGAGCUGGAAGUGGAAUGUAUUCUAAGAAUGUAGUAAAAGUGCAUCGCGUACUAGCGGUCAGAUGCUUACGCAUUACACCCAUAUUGGGUUGACUGUGGCACGGUUAGGUUAGUGGUGGGAGGAAGUAGGGCUGGUUUAGGCCUCUUCGCAGGCCAGCAGUCUUGGCUGCCCUGCACGUGUACGGUGAAAGACUCCUGGACUGGGAUACCCUUGAAUGAAGAACACAGCAACAUUCCUCUUGUGGCUGUUUGACACUUGACCAUGUGACCAUGUUUUUUUUUGUUUUGUUUUUUUUUUCCUUCAUUGUUAUUUCACUGCUGCUAAACAAACCUAGCGUGACGGGAAAUAGUUACAAAUCUGGGAUGCCCUUUUUUUUAGGACAACUGUAUGUUCCCUGUAGGAGAAAGCGCACCCCUUGCCUUUAAGACACACUCUUGUCUCAGGAGGACUUCUGUUUUGCAAACCUCUCUGCCCCCCUCUCUGUCUCCCACUAAUUUUCUUUGACUUGUUUGUAUGAAUGAAAGAGCGGAGUCAAGGCUUUCAUUAUUAUUUAAAGGAAUGUUAAAGGAAGAGGUUUUCUGCAGAUAACUCCAGAUUACAUAUGUACCUGAAAUAAUGUUUACCAAAGACUAAAUCUCAUGGAAAAUAAAUAGUGGCUAUUAUGUAAUAAUAUGCAAAAUAUUUGAUAGGGCUGCAGUUAUAUUGUUUUUUUGUUUUUUUUUGGCAGGAUGCCAUCAGUGUGGGAGAAAAAAUAUAUUUCUUAUAUUAGAUAAAUGUGAAAUCUUUAUGUAUGCAUAGUUCCCUCACACGGUGCCUACAGCUGUAAUCAGUUCCAGAUGCAAACACUGACCAGCUUCAAACCAUCAUUGAACAAAACGUUUCUCCUACUUGAUAAGCUCAUGACUGUUAACCUGUGUAUGACUGGCAAGCGCAGUUUACAGGUAGUAGUUGUACAGUACUAGCAGAACUACUGCAGCGCACUAACAAACAAAACGCUAUUUUAUUAGGAGACUGAACAGUUGUGAACAGCUCGAAGUAGCAGUUUUUUUUACAAUAGUAAAAAAACAGACACUAACUGCCCUUUUGGCUGCCAGCUUAAUUAGUACUGUACUUGUACAUUUAUGCGUUUAAUAAUUACUUCUCAAAUAUUACAAGCAUGUGCUUCUUUGUAUUCUGGACCGUAUUUUUAUUAUUAUUUUCUUCAUAAAGUCAUGAGCUUGGAAGCAUUACACAAAGCUGCUCAGUAUGCAUGGUUAUUGAGUCUCAGUGGGUAGAUGGCGAACGAUUGGGCAUUUUUGUGGAGUAUUCUUUUGUUUUUUACUGGGCUAUAAAACACCUGAAAGCUACACCUGAAUAAGUGCCUGAAACCCUUUUGUAAUCUCUCUGAGUGCAUUGGCUUUGCAGUAGCAUUCAGAUAUACUUUGUUACUGUCGUCUUCAUAGUCACAGUCAGCUGCUGAAGUGUUGCAUAUACUGUAGUUACAACUGCUUGGUUUGCAUUUCCCAUGCCGUAUGUUAACUGCUGUGUUCAUAUAUUUAGAGGUUGUAUUUAAAGGAGAGAAAGUUAAAUGCUAAAUUAACAUUGAUCUUUAGGUCAGAAUUGUUGGCUUCCUGCUUGAUUAUUAUUACACUUUGUAAUCAGGUCAACAUGUCCUGUUAGUAUAUGUAUAUACUUGUGUGAAGACCAGUGAUAAUACAUGUGAUUAUUUCUUUUUUAUAUGUGACUCACUUUUUAAAUGAGCUGCUUGUGUAUUCAGAUUCUCUAAGAAUUUUUUUAUUUUUAUGUUCGGAAGCUGUUGACGAAAGCAAUGGAAGAUGGGUGUGGUCUUAAAAUUUAAAUAAACCCAUACAUGUAUAUCUAAGUUUGUAUUUUUGUCAGUGCUAUUUUCUGUGACAACCCAAAUGAAUCAGUCAUUCAAUAAAUGUGUGUUAAAACUAG